AGUGGCUUAAAGUCCCACUGAACGACCAACCUGUGUUAAUUCACCAACCAUUGUCGUUAUUCUGUUAGGAAAUACAACGUUGGGAAAUAACAUUACUAAAUCGGCUAAAUAACAAAAUAAAAUUUGAGUUAUUGUUUUUUUAACACGCUUCACUUGUACUUGGAUGUAUUAAUGGAUCGGACUCUUAUAGCGGCAGACACGAAGCAGUAACUACAAACACAAUGUUUAUUAUUGUGAAGUUCGGGAAUAAUGAAUCCCUGCUUUGUAACCCUAGCUGCGCUGUGGUGAAUCUUUUGACUAGUAUAAAAAGACGAACUGGAUAUGGCAACUCAAAUGUUAUACUGGAUUUAUCAGACGAAACGGGAAUGGUAAAAGAAUUGGAUGUGCACAAGAACGAAUACGCCACUAAGUUUUUGAUUUCCCACAGCACGUAUAUAUUGGUCCAAAAAGAGAUUUUAGCAGAUGAGUCUUCCACAGACGGAAACUCCACUCCGACGCCACAUUUUCAGUACGUGCCACUGUUGGAGAAGUACGCAGAGCUGUUCCCUAGUUACAAACUGCACGUGCAAGAGGUUGAGAAGAAAAAGACGCGAAGAACCACGAGCAAGUCGCCCAGUCCUGCAGGACGAUUUCAAUCUAAAGGCAAAAGCAAGAAGAUUUCGAAACGGAAGUGACGUUUUUGUUUCAAAAUAAAGACUUUAAUAAUUUAUUUAUUCUUCUGCUAGAAGUGCAGAAUACGAAUAUUUUAUGUGCCAACAUAACUAAUCUGUCAUCUUGAAAUGCAGACCCUGUGUAUCAAAACGAUAAAAUAAUUUUAAUUUAUAAAACCUUAUGUCUGCACAACAGAGAAUUAUCAUGGUGUAUUUUAACAUAAAAGCAGAACAGAAUCUGUUCAACAGGUGCCUACUCCAACACAAUUUGAAGUGUCUCCCAAUACCCAUUUUUGUUUUAGCGGAUUAAUAUACUGAAUUUAUUAUUUUAGUCGGGAAGAUGUUAUCUUGAUCGGCUGCAUAUUUGGUUGAGUCGUGGGACUUAAGGCUCCCACCCAGAGCGUGUUUUAACGACUCAUUGGAUAGGUGUAAGGCCACUACAUCGACUUUACUCUCAUUGUCUACUAACAACUAACCACUAAUCCACUGUUCUGGACAGACAGCCCAGAUUGCUGAGGUUUGUGUGUCCUGGACAGCGUGCUUGAACCUUAAUUGGAUAUAAGCACGAAAAUAAGUAAAAAAAAUGAAAUGAAAUCUGGGGAAGAUUGCCAUAUUGUGUACAAUAAAUACUGUAGAGACCGUUUUUGUAAGUUUUAGCCUCUCCCUAAAAUAAAUAAAUCUAACAGACACUUACUAACAGCAAGUGUUCAUGAAUCACAAUAAAACCAUAAUAUCAUAUGCUCGUAAAGGGGGCCAUAUUCAGAUUAACCAUUGGCGCCCGACAUGAGUAUCUUCCAAUGCUAUUUGUUACCCAUUUCAUCAUGCAUAGAUGUAUCAUUACAACAGGACACAUGUUAAGAAUGCUAGGUUUUUUUUCUUCUAGAGAUUGAAUUCUGCAUAUAAGCCAGGCGCGGAUCCAGGAUUUUUAAAUGGGGGGGGGGGGGGAGGGCGCGAAGCGCCCGAGAUACCAUAGGGGGGUCCGGGGGCAUGCUCCCCCGCGAAAUUUUGAAAUUUAAGUGGCCUGAAACGCGAUUUCCUCGCAUCUGAGUAACAAAAUAACUAUAUUAACGUAUGUUUUUGGUAUUGUCAUACU
Gigantopelta aegis is the source of this 1743-nucleotide messenger RNA. RefSeq lists its product as uncharacterized. The record is from RefSeq and is a predicted model, not a curated record. The transcript has 2 exons. NCBI's taxonomy places the organism in Eukaryota, Metazoa, Mollusca, Gastropoda, Neomphalida, Peltospiridae. Bases 222 to 674 code for a protein of 150 amino acids.